CUAGAACUGAAUAAUUCCACGUGGGAACGCGAGUGGGAUUUCUAAUUACAUCCUGGGAAAGCGAGGUUUUCCACAAUGCCUGUCAACUGUAGUAGCUGUGAAGAACGGCGCGCAGUUCUACGGAGGCCGAAGACUGGUCAUUCCUUGUGCAAGGACUGUUUUUUUCAUGCAUUUGAGGAGGAAAUUCACCACACCAUUGUAUCUGCAAAACUUUUCAAUCCUGGUGAGAAGGUUGGCAUUGGAGCCUCAGGUGGAAAGGACUCAACUGUGCUUGCCCAUGUCCUGAAGGUGCUAAAUGAGCGUUAUGCUUAUGGGCUGGAUUUAAUUCUGGUAUCUGUGGAUGAAGGUAUUUCAGGGUAUCGAGAUGAUUCUCUAGAGACAGUGAAGAGAAAUCAGCAACAGUAUGAAUUGCCUCUUAAAAUUGUCUCCUACCAGGAGCUUUAUGGCUGGACAAUGGAUCAGAUCGUAAAGCAGGUUGGCCUAAAGAAUAAUUGCACCUUUUGUGGUGUCUUCCGUAGGCAGGCGCUAGAUCGUGGUGCCAUGAUGCUGGGAGUUAACAAAAUCUGCACAGGGCACAAUGCUGACGACAUAGCAGAGACUGUGUUGAUGAAUUUCCUGAGAGGAGACAUUGCACGACUGAGGCGUUGCACUUCUAUCACCACAGGCAGUGAGGGUGCCAUACCAAGAUGCAAGCCUUUAAAAUAUGCUUAUGAGAAGGAGAUUGUGCUGUACGCUUACUUCAAGAAAUUGGACUACUUUUCAACAGAGUGUAUUUACUCUCCUAAUGCUUACCGAGGCCAUGCCCGAGCCUUUCUUAAAGACCUGGAGGCCAUUAGGCCAAGCUCCAUCAUGGACAUUAUUCACUCUGGGGAGAAUUUAUCUGUAAAGGAGGAUGUUAGGAUGCCUGUGCAAGGGACUUGUACUCGCUGUGGCUAUAUAUCUAGUCAGAGCUUAUGCAAGGCAUGUGUGCUGUUGGAGGGCCUGAACCGUGGCCUACCUAAGCUUGGUAUAGGCAAACACCAUAAACUUCACCACAAACUGCUAUCACAGGAACCCCUGAGUGAGCAGGAAGAAAGGAAGCUAAAGGCAGUAGAUUUUUGAAUAUUCAACAAACAAGAUACAUUGUAACAAAUUCAGACAUUUGUUCUAUAUUUUUAACAUAAAAUCCAUUAUUUAAAACGCACAUUAAAGGAACAGUAACAUAAAAAAUUAAAGUGUUUUAAAGUAAUUAAAAUAUAAUGUGCUGUUGCUCUGCAAAAAACUGGUGUUUUGCUACAGAAAAGCUACACAGCAGCUUACUUAUAUAAACUAUAGUAGUCUUUCUGAGGCUAACACACCAGUUGUAGCAAUGCAGGGCAACAUUACAUUAUAUUGUAAUUACUUUUAUACACAUUCAUUUUUUGGUGUUACUGUCCCUUUAACUUAAUUUUAAAGUCUUACAUACGAGUUUUGUUUUAUAGAUAGAUAACAGGUGAAAAGCUCUUUAUUACUUUGCAUGGUCCUGGAACUUUUUAGUGACCUUUCCCCAAGGAUAAUAGUUCCUGUGAUUAUUCAACAGAGCUUGAUAUCUGUAGGAGUACAUGGAAGGCUUUGAAUCAAGUGGGAAGAAAUUAAUUUGGUGUGUGGCCAGUGAAAGUGUUUUUAGGUUGUGAAAAGAAUUCCAUAUGAAAACUGGUCAUACUCAGGACCCGAAUAAAAGUUAGCAGACAUAUGUUUUAUCACUAAUGCUUUUCAGGAAAGGUAAUAAAACAACCAUGUAUUA
Xenopus tropicalis (tropical clawed frog) is the source of this 1762-nucleotide messenger RNA. It is a transcript of the gene ctu1, whose product is annotated as cytosolic thiouridylase subunit 1. The record is from RefSeq and is marked validated. Gene Ontology annotation, biological process: tRNA processing; tRNA thio-modification; protein urmylation. Lineage: Eukaryota; Metazoa; Chordata; Amphibia; Anura; Pipidae. Gene Ontology annotation, cellular component: cytoplasm. Gene Ontology annotation, molecular function: tRNA binding; nucleotidyltransferase activity.